This is a messenger RNA of Peronospora belbahrii, 723 nucleotides long. Lineage: Eukaryota; Oomycota; Peronosporomycetes; Peronosporales; Peronosporaceae. The record is from the annotation of a GenBank genome assembly.
AUGAUGCAUUGCAAGACAAAGGAGCAUAUUGAAGACAUCAAGAUUGGACUGAAGAGAGAUUUUAGCAUCAAUGAGCUGAUGAGCUUAAGUACUGAUGUUCCCACACCUGCGGACAGCAACUCAAAUCUGAUCAAGAUACCCGCCGGUGAAGUGUUUGUACUGAAGUUCCCUUAUCGUGAACGGAUUAUUGCUUUAAUGUAUAUUGCAAAACGAACACGACCGGACAUCGCGCAUGCAGUUGGUGAAGCCGCCAAGUUUUGUGAGCGACACCCAGCGCUCAACAACUGGUUAUGUCUUCUUCCUGAACAGUGGCGCGCUUUUGCAGAAUUACAAGCGUCAACCGACAGUUGCUACUUUAAGCACCGAAGCAGAGUAUAUGAGUUCAUACAGCGCAACUCAAGAGUCAAUCUGGCUGCGGCUUCUUCUCACAAAUCUGAAGUAAUUGAUCAAGCGGCCAAGACAAUCUUUCAAGACAAUAAAGGAUGCAUAGCGCUGGCCAAGAACCCGGUGUAUCAUGAGAGGACGAAGCAAAUUGAUAUCAAGUGUCACUUCUUACUCGAGAAGGCGCUGAACGAAGUCAUCACAUUGGGGUACAAGUCGACGGAAGAGAUGGCGGCGGACGGUAUCACAAAGGCGCUACUAAUGGAAAAGCACAGCAACUUUCUCACGAGCUUGAAUAUGGCGGUAUGCACACACCGCUCGCACAUCAAGGAAGAGUAUUAA